Molecule: messenger RNA, 773 nt
Organism: Arachis ipaensis
Lineage: Eukaryota; Viridiplantae; Streptophyta; Magnoliopsida; Fabales; Fabaceae
Source: RefSeq, a predicted model, not a curated record
CAUAUGAGUCUGGAAGACAUGCAAAUUCGCAAGGUAGAUGGCAACACUGCCUUUUCUAUGGCUGCCAUUUCAGGGAAUGUGCAAAUUGCUAAAUUACUACUUCACAAGAAUCCAGGAUUGGUUUGGAUUAAAGGACACAAAAACAUGCUUCCAAUUGAAUUGGCAUGUUGGGCUAAUCAGCCUCUUAUGGUGAAUUAUUUGUUUCAAAAUACUCGACUGGAUUAUUUGAACCGUCAGUUAUCCAUUGAAGAAGACAUUGUUAGGCUGUUUUUCUUGGCACUUACCACCAGCAAUUAUAGUGUGGCAUCUUCAUUGUUGGAUAUGUAUUCAGAACUUGCCAGGGCCGAAAACAAUGACGGACUAACUGCAUUGGAAGUCAUUGCCAAAUUGCCCUUGGAGGGUGAUGGAGCUGGAUAUAGAGACAUUGUGCGUAUGGUAUUUGAGCAUAUGGAAGGGGAAGAGUUUGAGUGUGCAAGAAUUUCAAAAGCAAUGUUUGAUGCAAUAAAAUUAGGAAACCACAUGAUUUUGGAAUUUAUCUUUGGAUACAAUGCAAAUUUAUUGAUGGAAGUGAAUUCAAAGGGGCAAAGCUUACUUCACAUAGCCAUUCUAAAUCGACGAGUAACUACAUACCAACUAAUAUUGAGCAAGGGUGCAUACACCAAUGCUAUUCUGCAAUUCCUUGAUUUUAAAGUAGAAACUCACCUGCAAUUGUUUUUAUGUGAAGUUACUAGUUGAGAAUUAUUAGAUAAUAAUUUAAUCAAAUAUGUCAAAUC